AAACCCACGUCGUUGCCGCCGGAGAGGGUCGUCGCAGUUCAUCCCCGGAACCAGAUCAUAGUAGUUGUUUUAUUUUGCCAACAUCAUAAGGCAUCAAUGGCUGCAUCAGAGGACAACAGCUCUCUGUUUCCAAUCUUCAUCUUAACAAUAAUGGCACUGCCUCUAGUGCCUUACACAAUUCUUAGGUUAUUCCGUGCUGCUUCUAAAAAAACAAAGGCCAUUCAUUGCCAGUGCUCUGUAUGUUCACAUUCGGGGAAGUAUCAUAAAUCAAUUUUCAAACGGAUCUCAAACUUCUCAACUGGUAGCAAUCUGACACUUUUGCUGCUCUGGGUCAUCAUGGGAAUUCUUGUUUAUUACAUUAAACAUAUAAGCCGUGAGACUCAACCAUUUGAGCCAUUUGACAUUCUUGGAUUGGAGCCGGGAGCUUCAGACUCAGAAAUAAAGAAGGCAUAUCGAAGACUCUCAAUUCUGUACCAUCCGGAUAAAAAUCCUGAUCCAGAGGCACAUAAGUACUUUGUGGAGUUUAUAUCCAAGGCAUACCAGGCUUUGACUGAUCCUAUUUCUCGUGAAAAUUUUGAAAAAUAUGGCCACCCUGAUGGCAGACAGGGAUUUCAAAUGGGAAUUGCUUUACCUCAGUUCUUACUGAAUUUUGAUGGAGCAUCUGGUGGAGUACUUUUGCUUGGGAUUGUUGGAAUUUGCAUACUUUUGCCUUUGUUGAUAGCAGUUAUCUACCUCUCAAGGUCAUCAAAAUAUACUGGAAAUUAUGUCAUGCAUCAAACUUUGUCUGCAUACUACUAUUUCAUGAAACCUUCUUUAGCUCCAAGCAAGGUCGUGGAUGUCUUCAUCAAGGCUGCAGAAUUUAUGGAAAUACCAGUUCGUAGAAGUGAUGAUGAGCCCCUUCAGAAACUGUUUGUGGCGGUCAGAAGUGAAUUGAAUUUGGACCUAAAAAACAUCAAAACCGAGCAAGCAAAGUUUUGGAAGCAGCAUCCAUCAUUAGUUAAGAUGGAAUUGCUGAUUCAAGCCCAAUUAACCCGUGAAUCAGCUUUUUUAUCUUCGUCUCUACAAAGUGAUUUUAGACGUAUGCUAGAACUUGCACCUCGUCUUCUUGAAGAACUAGUGAAGAUUGCUGUAUUACCACGCAGUGCUCAAGGACAUGGAUGGCUUAGGCCUGCAAUUGGGGUGGUUGAGCUUUCUCAGUGUAUUAUUCAGGCUGUACCUCUCAGUGCGAGAAAAACAACUGGAGGAAAUCCCGAGGGCAUUGCACAAUUUUUGCAGCUCCCACAUUUCAAUGAGACAACUGUGAAAAAAAUUGCCCGCAAGAAAGUGCGGACGCUUCAGGAGCUACGAGACAUGACUGUGGAGGGCCGUGCUGAGCUGCUGACUCAGGCUGCCGGGCUUUCUGCAGCCGAAGCACAUGAUGUAGAGCUUGUACUUGAGAUGAUCCCUUCAAUCACAGUUGAGAUCGCAUGUGAGACUGAAGGGGAAGAAGGUAUACAAGAGGGAGACAUUGUCACGAUGUAUGCUUGGGUAACGCUAAGGCGUGGGAAUGGUCUAAUAGGCGCCCUCCCCCAUACCCCGUACUACCCAUUCCACAAGGAGGAAAACUUCUGGUUGCUGCUUGCCGAUCCCAUCUCAAAUGAUGUGUGGAUGUCCCAAAAGGUCAGUUUCAUAGAUGAAGCUGCUGCCAUUGCAGCUGCAUCCAAGGCCAUUCAAGAAACAAAGGAGAGUUUGGGUGUAGGUGUGAAAGAAAUAAGCACUGCUGUGAGGGAAGCUGUUGAGAAGGUGAAGAAUGGGUCGAGGCUGAUUAUGGGCAAGUUUCAGGCACCUGCAGAAGGGAACUAUAAUCUGAGCUCUUAUUGUUUGUGUGAUUCAUGGAUAGGUUGUGAUAGGAAGACGAAUGUAAAGCUAAAAGUUCUGAAGAGAAGCCGGGCAGGAACUAGGGGCCAUGUGGCAGAGGAAGGGCCAGCAGAUGAAGGUAUUGAAGAGGAGGAGGAGGAGGAGGAGGAGGACUAUGACGAUUACGAGAGCGAGUACAGCGAUGAUGAGGAUGAUGGGAAGGAUAAGAAGAGCAAAUUGGCUAAUGGUGUUGCCAAAGGAGACUCGAGUUCUGAAGGCUCGGGCACUGAUGAGGAGUGAACUUCUGUUUCUUUCCCAUGUUUCAUUGUUAUCAUGCUGAUUGACAAUUUUUUUUUUUUUUUUUUGGUGAAAAACGGCAUUUCAUAUAGCUACAAAUUAGAUGUUUAAAUACAUAUAUCUCCGCUGUUGUUUGAUUA
Molecule: messenger RNA, 2273 nt
Organism: Phoenix dactylifera (date palm)
Lineage: Eukaryota; Viridiplantae; Streptophyta; Magnoliopsida; Arecales; Arecaceae
Product: dnaJ protein ERDJ2-like
Biological process (GO): SRP-dependent cotranslational protein targeting to membrane; post-translational protein targeting to endoplasmic reticulum membrane
Cellular component (GO): Sec62/Sec63 complex
Molecular function (GO): transmembrane protein transporter activity; RNA binding
Source: RefSeq, a predicted model, not a curated record